This is a messenger RNA of Patiria miniata (bat star), 2394 nucleotides long. RefSeq names its product gastrula zinc finger protein XlCGF8.2DB-like. Gene Ontology annotation, molecular function: RNA polymerase II cis-regulatory region sequence-specific DNA binding; DNA-binding transcription activator activity, RNA polymerase II-specific. The transcript has a single exon. Gene Ontology annotation, cellular component: nucleus. The record is from RefSeq and is a predicted model, not a curated record. Gene Ontology annotation, biological process: regulation of transcription by RNA polymerase II. Bases 15 to 1181 code for a protein of 388 amino acids. Lineage: Eukaryota; Metazoa; Echinodermata; Asteroidea; Valvatida; Asterinidae.
CUUGCAACACCUACAUGGUAAGGUAUUUUUUGUUGGCGUACAUAUCUAAAGGCACAUACAUGUACAUGUAUGAUGGUGCCACAGUGGUGAGACAUCAUUUUUUUUGUGAGACCUGUGGAAAAGCUUUUCCCAUUCGAAGUCAACUUGAUGCACAUUUCAGGGUACACACUGGAGAGAAACCGUUUGUUUGUGAGACCUGUGGUAAAGCCUUUUCUUGGCCAGGUGCUUUAAGCAGACACGAAGUGGUGCACACUGGUAAGAAAACAUUUGUUUGUGAGACCUGUGGUAAAGCCUUCUCUCGGAACGAUAGUCUAAGCAAACACAAAAGGGUACACACUGGAGAGAAACCAAUAGCUUGUCAGACCUGUGGUGAAGCCUUUGCUAGUGAAAGUCAUCUACACGCACACGAGAGGUUUCAUUCUGAAGAAAAACCAUUUGUUUGUGAAGUUUGUCUCAGAGCCUUUUCUGAGCAAGGAAGUCUGAACAGACACAAAGCGGUGCACAAGAAAACCUUUGUUUGUGAGACCUGUGAUAAAACCUUUUGUCGGCAAGGUAGUCUAAGCAUACAUUUAAUAGUGCACACUGGUGAGAAACCAUUUGCUUGUGAGACCUGCGGCAAAGCCUUUUCUGGUCGAGGUGAUCUAACCAAGCACGAAAGGGUCCAUACUGGCGAGAAACCAUUUGGUUGUGAAACCUGCGGUAAAGCCUUUUCUGUGCAACACCGACUUAACGAACAUGCAAGAAUUCACACUGGUGAGAAACCAUUUGCGUGUGAGACCUGUGGUAAAGCCUUUACUGCGCGACCUCGUCUAAUAGAACACGCCAGAAUACACACUGGUGAGAAACCAUUCGUUUGUGAGACCUGCGGCAAGGCCUUUUCGCAGCGAAAUCAUCUGAAGGCACACGUCAGGGUUCAUACUGGUGAGAAACCAUUCGUUUGUGAGACCUGCGGUAAAUCCUUUUCUGAACGCAUAAGUCUAAACAGACAUGAAAGGUUACACACUGGUGAGAAACCAUUUGUUUGCGAGACCUGUGGUAAAGCCUUUUCUCAGCGAAGUACGUUAAGCAUGCAUCAAAGAAUCCAUAGUGAUGAGAAACCAUUUGUUUGUGAGACCUGUGGUAAAGCCUUUUCUGUUCAACGUAGUCUAAACAGGCAUGGGUGCCCAUUGACAAGGACUUAAUUGAACCAAGUUUGUUUGUGAGAUAUGUACUUUGGUAAAGCAGUUUUCUGAGGGUUACAUGUACAUGUAGUCUAAACUGGUAAGAAACCAUAUGGGCUCCGUGCACCUUUAGUACUCCUUCAAAGGCCAGAAAAGGAGAGUUGGGAAUGACCUAGACUGGUUCCCGGUCCAUCCACUGCGUAUUUCAAAUGAUCCAAAGUUGUUGAGGGCGAGGAUUAGUGUGGGACUCAGAGACCUUAGCAAGUUAAAUUUGAAUGUAUUCGCCCGCCGACAAAGCCUGAUCGACGCUCAUGCUAAGAAGCUGUGGCUAAUAGCUUUUGUACAUUCCGAAAAUUAUGCGUACUUCGCGAGCGAUAUCAGUACAGUUCAGUACACUCCCGCUGUGUGUCCCGUCCACAGUGCUCUCAAAAGUAGUAAAAAAUGCGCCCUCUUUUGUUGGCGCACGGAGCCCAUAGACCUAUAGUACAGCCUAAAGUCAAAGUCAUGUACUUGUACGUUAACAAACCAAACAUGAAAUGUUGCACACUGGUGAGGGACAAGUUUUCAUGUCCCAGCCUGGAUGAAGCCUUUACUUACAGUUUCUCUAAGCACACUCAAAAGGGUGCAGGCUAGAUAAAAACCAUUUGUUUCGGGAAUAUGUGAUUGAGCCUUUUUGGACUGUACCCGGUAUGUCUCUCUGUACGGUGACUGCUCUAUGUUCCGACACCCCUAUGUUCCGACAACCUAGAUUGUGUUACUCCCGGUUAGGGUUAGGGUUAGGAAUAGGAAGAUGUGCAGUCGAAACAUAGGGGUGUCGGAACAUAGAGGUGUUACCCUCUGUACCCAUAAAACACAGCUGAUCAACUGUUCCUUUAAAAAUCAUCUUACUUUAUGAUUAUACAUUUUUUUAAAGUGUUGAUUUUUUCCAAUAUGGAUAUGUCCGCGGCUGUGGAGCUACCUUAUUUGUCUGUUACGUAUUAAUGCGUAUGCUUAUUGUAAAGCUAUUUUAAUGUGUACCUGUGCAUUUAUUUGUAAUGUUAAUUUGCUGUGCUUUUUUUUGCAUUUUAGUGUUGAAUGGUUUGAUCUUUUUCGUUAACAAAAUGUAGGCAUGUUACUCUUUGGGUCUUGUGUCUGGUGUACCCACUAUUUUGAUUGAGCGUCCGGUUUUUCUUGAAAUUCACUCUCCGGCACAAUGUAUGAAAUAAACUUUAGACUGUGGCACAUACACAUAAAA